This is a messenger RNA of Gongylonema pulchrum, 276 nucleotides long. NCBI's taxonomy places the organism in Eukaryota, Metazoa, Nematoda, Chromadorea, Rhabditida, Gongylonematidae. The record is from the annotation of a GenBank genome assembly.
AUGUUUGGAGUUCUCGCACACUCUAAAGAGAAGAAGAGCAAAUCGGAUCAAGAGGAUAAUAUCGAAUAUUUGUUUGUUAUUCGAUGCGGCAUGGCCGAUUCAUCAAAUGUUUUGAAAAAUGAAACAUCCGAGCUGGAAUUGAUUGAGGAGGAUUUGGUUACAAUAGCAGCCAGUUCAGGUGGUAGCGGUAUUCAGCAGCAUCUCCCUCGUUUUAGUUCAGCGGCAAAAACUGUCAUCAAGGGUAAACAGUCUCGUCAUUUCAAAAUGCAUGCGUAA